Messenger RNA from Notodromas monacha, 1057 nucleotides. NCBI's taxonomy places the organism in Eukaryota, Metazoa, Arthropoda, Ostracoda, Podocopida, Cyprididae. The record is from the annotation of a GenBank genome assembly.
GUUUUUUUCGGUAUAGGAUGUGACUCAGCGAUCCCAUCAAUCAGCUCGACCGAGUGUGACUGUGGGAAUUCGAAUUUCAAAAGAAAGAAAAAAUAAAAUAACUGCAAUCUAGUUUGAUAUUUGUCCGUGGCUGACCCCUGUUUCUGAAUCGGAAGAAAUGGGUACUCAGAACUCGUGGAUGGCUUUCUUUGUCCUGGCUGUGCUUAGCUUUUGUAUGACCCCUUGCCAAGGAAUAAGGGAAGGGGAUGAAUGCGAUUUGGAGGAACUGGGUUCAGGCACCAAAGGAGUUUAUGUGGAGAGUUCAGCGUGUUCUUGGUACAAUGAAACUGUGACGAGUCAGGAGCCGUUUUGUCGGAACCAGUGGCAAAGGAACCCUGUGACGGGUCGGAGGCAACCCGUGUGGAAAUGCUGGGUUUGCUGCAGAAUCAGCGCAUUCAAAUGCAGCGAAUAUCGCAAGACAUGGCAGAAAAUGCUGGCUGAGUCCUGUCCCUGUGGAACCCAAAGUUACUGUUGCAGCGCCACGAACCAAUUUGAGAAGAAGGGUUCGGACUGUAAUGACGGCGUGUCGCCGUUGAUUGUCAAGGGAGAAGUCGCUCGAAUAGGACAAUUUCCGCACGCUGUUGCGCUUGGGGAAUCCUAUGAAAAGAAGAAACGACUCAUUGUGUCCUUUUUCUGUGGCGGAUCGCUGAUUAGCGAGAAAUGGGUGUUGACUGCUGCUCACUGCUUCAGUGCCAAGAUUUUGACAGUCGCUCGUCUUGGACACCAGAACCAAGACAAAGUGAAUGUGAUGGAUCCUGAGUUGGACUAUUUCAUUGACCAAGAGGACAUAAGAUUUCAUCCUGGAUACAGUCCAUCAGCUGCAUCCAAAUACAACGACAUAGCGUUGGUGAAACUGGUGCAAAUUUCUCCCAACUUCAGAGGAGUGACGUUUUCAGUGAACGCUUUCCCUGCUUGCUUGUCGCAAAUCAAUCCACGAGAUGUCGCCGCUGAAGGCGUGAAACCAACCGUCAUCGGAUGGGGAACUACGUCCUACUGUAAGCGGAAACUGUUCUUUUCU